AAUAGCAUAAUAGCACGACUACUGCAAACCGACAUGAAAUCAGCCGAGGAUUCCUUUGGGCAUAAACAAGGGCACUAAACAGAUGUUGUCCCUGCUAAUUUUCGUCUCCUUCGUCACCUGUGCGAACGCAGCUGCAACAACAUGCGAAGAACAAAGAGACCAAGCCUCACAAGACGGCUUGGUGGGCGCGUUUGUCCCAGAAUGCAAUGCAGAUGGUAGUUUCAAGCCUGAACAAUGCUGGGGAUCAACAGGGUACUGUUGGUGCGUGAACGAACAUGGCGCUGAAGUACCGGGUACUAAAGUACGAGGAAAACCAGAGUGCAGCAAGAAAGGUGUCCUAUCUCUUUGCCAAAGCCUUCAAGCAAUCAUCGUCAACGUUCCGGGUUGGUGCGGACCUCCUAGGUGUAAACCGGACGGAAAUUUUGAGGAAGUGCAGUGUUGUGCCAGCACUGGGAAGUGUUACUGCGUGGACAAGGAAGGAAAGAAGGUUAAAGGAACGGAAAAAUCUGGACAACCAGAUUGUGAAUCUUACACAUCGAAGUGUGAAAGAACAAGGCUGGAGGCUUUAGCGAAAGGUCCUUUACCAGGACAGUUUAUUCCACAUUGCAGAGAAGAUGGCUCUUUUGAGCCCGUGCAAUGUUGGGCCAGCACUGGAUUUUGUUGGUGUGUUGAAGAGAAUGGUGCGAAGAAGGAUGGUACCACGGUGCGGUUCAAGCAACCGGACUGUUGAAAAGUCAGAGUUCAAGAGGAACACUCUCGCGGGACGAACAACUAAUAAAACCUGUUCUGGCCUGAAAAUAGUGCAGUAUUAGUUUCGUUAAAAACGAAUGGCAUAGUUGUAGAAAUAAAAUGACUAGACUGCACAAUCCUUGCGGUGAAGAAA
Stylophora pistillata is the source of this 883-nucleotide messenger RNA. RefSeq names its product equistatin. NCBI's taxonomy places the organism in Eukaryota, Metazoa, Cnidaria, Anthozoa, Scleractinia, Pocilloporidae. The record is from RefSeq and is a predicted model, not a curated record.